Messenger RNA from Penicillium alfredii, 2529 nucleotides. Its product is annotated as pre-mRNA-splicing factor CWC22. The transcript has a single exon. Gene Ontology annotation, cellular component: catalytic step 2 spliceosome. Gene Ontology annotation, molecular function: RNA binding; protein binding. The record is from RefSeq and is a predicted model, not a curated record. Gene Ontology annotation, biological process: mRNA splicing, via spliceosome. Bases 1 to 2529 code for a protein of 842 amino acids. NCBI's taxonomy places the organism in Eukaryota, Fungi, Ascomycota, Eurotiomycetes, Eurotiales, Aspergillaceae.
AUGGAGGAUCCGGUUUUGCAGUCUGCGGUUCGCGUGCCGACGCCUCCACCGGGCGCCUCCUACUCUCCAGCGGCAGGCUCUCGCAAACGCUCACCUCCGUCCCGGUCUCCGUCACCAAAUCGUCGACGCUCACCACCAGGUGAUUCUUCGAGAGACAAUGGCGAUGUACCUCCGAUGGAUCCAGACCGUGCAUUGGAAAGGGAGCGACAACUCGCCGAGCGGUUUCGCGAGCACGAACGGAAGGAAGCCGCGCGCAAGCCGAUGACCGAUGAGGAGAAACAAGCCUCAGCCAAGGCCGAAUAUGAGAAAUUGCUUAAUAUGCGGUCGGGCGGUACAUAUAUCCCGCCGGCACGAUUGCGCACUCUACAGGCGCAAAUCACCGACAAGACCAGCAAGGAAUACCAGCGCAUGGCCUGGGAAGCUCUGAAGAAGUCAAUCAACGGAUUGAUCAAUAAGGUCAAUGUCUCGAAUAUCAAAUACAUCGUUCCCGAGCUCUUUGGGGAGAACUUGGUGAGAGGACGUGGCUUGUUCUGUCGGUCCAUCAUGAAGGCCCAGGCGGCCAGUUUGCCCUUCACCCCCAUCUACGCGGCGAUGGCGGCGAUUGUCAACACGAAGCUUCCCCAGGUGGGAGAGUUGCUACUUUCUCGAUUGAUCAUCCAGUUCCGCAAGGCGUUCAAACGAAACGACAAAGCCGUUUGUAUCUCGUCUACGACGUUCAUUGCCCAUCUCUGCAACCAGCAGGUCGUGCACGAGAUGCUUGCCGCCCAAAUUCUCUUGCUUCUACUGCACAAGCCGACAGAUGACAGUGUCGAAAUCGCCGUGGGUCUCACCCGCGAAGUCGGUCAGCAUUUGGAGGAAAUGAAUCCCCCGAUCGCGCUCGCCGUGUUCGACCAAUUCCGAAACAUCCUCAACGAGUCGGACAUCGACAAGCGUGUGCAAUAUAUGAUCGAGGUCCUGUUCCAAGUGCGCAAGGACCGGUACAAGAAUAACAUGGCGGUCAAAGAGGAACUGGAUCUAGUGGAGGAAGAAGACCAAAUCACCCAUCGGCUUGGGUUGGACGACGAGAUUGAAACGCAGGACACACUCAAUAUUUUCAAACAUGAUUCCGAGUGGGAGCAACACGAAGAGGCGUACAAGAAAUUGAAGGCCGAGAUCUUGGGUGAGGGCAGCGAUGAGGAGGAUGAGGACGACGAGGAUGAGGACGAGAGCGAGGAUGAAGAAUCCGACACGGAAGAACAAAGAAUGGACAUCAAGGACCAGAGCAACACAAAUCUUGUUAACCUCCGCCGGACGAUCUACCUCACGAUCAUGUCCAGCAUUGACUUUGAAGAAUGCUGCCACAAACUGAUGAAAAUCAAUCUGCCGGCAGGGUUAGAGCCAGAGCUGCCGUCCAUGAUCAUCGAGUGUUGCUCCCAGGAACGAACCUACUCCAAGUUCUAUGGGCUGAUCGGCGAACGGUUCGCCAAGAUCAACCGGCUUUGGUCCGACCUGUUCGAGGCUGCUUUUGCCAAAUACUACGAUACCAUCCAUCGCUACGAGACCAACCGCCUCCGCAACAUUGCCCGCUUUUUUGGCCAUAUUCUCAGCAACGAUGCUGUCGGGUGGCAUGUGCUGUCGGUGGUCCAUAUCAACGAGGAAGAAACUACAUCUAGCAGCCGCAUCUUUAUCAAGAUCCUCUUUCAAGACCUUGCGGAGAACAUGGGCGUGGCUGGGCUGCAGGCCCGCUUCCGGGACGAAAUUCUUCGCCCAAGCUUCGAGGGGCUUUUCCCAACGGAGAACCCGCGCCACACCCGGUUCUCGAUUAACUAUUUCACCAGCAUUGGCAUGGGUGUCUUGACAGAAGACAUGCGCGAGCAUCUCAAAAACCUUCCUCGGCCGACCGUGCCCGCCUUGCCAGCACGAGGCGACUCGCGCUCGCGCUCACGUUCUCGCUCUUCAUACUCAUCUUACACUCGAUCUUCCCGCUCCCGCUCGUACUCAUACUCUCGAUCUCCUUCCCGUGACCGUGGCCGGUCCUACUCCCGCUCAAUCACGCCGUCAUCCCGCAGCCGGAGCUACACUCCCUCGCGGUCACGGUCUCCCGCUCAGCGUCGCCGUCGCGAUGCCUCGUACAGUCGAUCUCGAACGCCGUCCGAUCGAUCUGUGUCUCGAUCUGUGUCUCGGUCUGUGUCUCGGUCUGUGUCUCGGUCCGUGUCACGCACUCCCUCUCGACGGGGCCGAGCUCGCUCCUAUGACUCACGAAGCCCGAGUCGCAGUCCGUACCGGUCUCGUCGCUCGGCCUCUCGGUCCGUCACUCCGCCCCGUGGCGGACAAGCAUCAGCCAGCAAAAGGGGUCGUAGUUACUCGCGGUCGGUCUCCCGGUCUGUCACGCCGCCCCGCCGAGGGGCACGACGACACUCGUCGGCGUCUGCAUCCCCUCCGCCUCGUGGCGGACAUGCCGCGUCUGCAUCGCGCUCGCCCAGUCCGCCUAGACGGCGAGAGGAACCGCGCGGAAGAAGCUACUCUCGAACACCGCCGCGGCGCCGCUAA